Molecule: messenger RNA, 3070 nt
Organism: Limanda limanda (common dab)
Lineage: Eukaryota; Metazoa; Chordata; Actinopteri; Pleuronectiformes; Pleuronectidae
Product: mucin-2-like
Exons: 17
Coding region: 1-3063 (1020 amino acids)
Biological process (GO): regulation of centriole replication
Cellular component (GO): centriole; cytosol; centrosome
Source: RefSeq, a predicted model, not a curated record
AUGGAGCGGAUGAGGCAGCAGAAGGAGACGUUGAAGGCUUUGAUUCGAACUGAUGCACAACCAGUUCCAGACGCUCCCAGUGACGAGCUGGUUUCAGAGCGCACGGGUCAGACUCGCCUCAGGUUGCUUGCGUUCCUGCUGAGAGCGAUCGAGGAGUCGAACGGAGGAACGUUAUCACACCUCCAAGCCCCUGACAGCAGAGAGGCCUCCCCUCCCCUACCACCGGGUGGCAGUGAUCCCAUCGCUCAGCGCAGUGUUGCUGCUCCAGCGUCCGUCCUCCUGCCGGAGCUCCUCCCCCCAGAGCUCCUCCCUCCUCCGGCCCGAGCAGCGAAGCCGCCAGUGACCCGCAUCCGACUGGGAAUCAUGGAGGCGGCGGAACAACACGAGCUCAGUGCGAUUCAAGAGGUGGAGACGUCCUUCAUGAACGACAGAGUCACAGGCCCAGAGAAGAACCUGAAGGGACCAUCAGCUGUGAACUGGGAUCCGCAGGAGGAAUCCGAUUUGUCCGUCUCAUCUGACAGGACUCAGGACACGCCCUCUGCGUCCAGCAGCGGGAAACGGACGGACGACAGCUCGAGCAGCUUGGGGACAAACUCUGAGACGUCCCAGCAUUCCGUCUGGAGAGAGAGACUUCUGACGGGAGCAGUGACCUCUUCAGAAUCUUCAGUGUCUGAUUCCGUCCUGAGGAUGAUCUCGCCUCCUUCGUCGGACUCUGGGAGAGGAGCCGACGUCUCGGGUCCGGCAGCCACGAGCUACAGAUCCUUCCCAGAGUCUCCCCUCAGGCCUCCUGACCCUCACUGCCUCUCCUCCACCACCAUCUCCAGCGGCAGCUACAUCACCACCGAUCCUGAGCAGAACGUAAACACUGACACGCCCCCAGCUGUCUCGCUCUGUGAGGACCAAGGAGCCGAUGUUCUCGACGUCUCCUCUCCUCUCGGUCAACUCUCCUACAUCAGGGACACGUCAGCUGCACGUCGUCAUGGUGACGCUGUUCAAACUCUGUUUAGCGACGGCAGCAUUCAGCGGAUUAUAGAGCGAUACACGAGGGAGCUGGACUUCUCCCUCAGCUCCGCUGGGAGAGCGACAGACAGUGAAGACUCGUGUGUGGACGAGCCCGGUUCUGUGGCCGGAGCCUCGGAGACGAGACUGGAGGGCGAAGGCUCUGCAGGUCGUCAGGCUCCGCCCCCUCAAAGUGACCUGGAUCCAGACUUUCGUGUCCAUCCAAUCCCGGAUCACUUCUCAGGUGACACCUCCUCCCAGGCGGAGGACUCGUUCCGGCCUCUGAUUGGCCAGCUGGCGGAGCAGUCCUCCUGCCUCGCUGCUGACCCGAGGGACUCGGCCAUGGAGCGACUGGUCGGGCAGCCGUCGGCUCACUCGUCCAUGAUCGGUCAGCUUCCAGUGGGCGUGGGUCAGGGGGGGUGGGAUUCCACUCUGAGCCGGAUGAUUGGUCGACUCUCCCACCUGUCCGGUGCUACUGGUCGGAGCGGCUGGCAGGACGCGAGUCAGCUGAUGGGUCCGAUGGAGGCGGAGCCGUCGACCACGUGGUUGGAUGAAGUUCAGGAGGAAACACAGAUGAGGCCGCUGGUCGGGGAGCCGGACACCGAUCACAGUGGAGUCUCAGGUGAGCAGACCCACAUGGAUCCCAGUGUCUCAGCUGAGACCAGUUCACCAUCACACCCAGAGACCAGUUCACCCUCAGACCCAGAGACCAGUUCACCCUCACUCCCAGAGACCAGUUCACCAUCACACCCAGAGACCAGUUCACCCUCACUCCCAGUGUCUCCUCCUGACCCGUCGUCCCACUGUGCCACUGUCCCGGCUGCGAGUCCACAUCCAGAGGACCAGAUCCCACCGAGCCAGACCAGUCCACUGGACCUGGACCCCGACGUUUUCCCAGGCUCAGACUCUUUCCACCCGCUGCUGGCUGAGGUCACCCACAACGACACAGCCGACCCCUCCAUGACCUUUCACCUGCUGUCACACAGAGGGCCGUCCUCACUGGAGCUGACCAGUGAGGAGCCGAGUGUUUCCUCCGCUCCUGGAGGCUCCGACACUCGCGGUGAUUCCUCUGUCGAGUCCGACCCGUCGCCUGAACGCCUUCGCUCGGAGAAUCCUGCCGAACACCAACUCCUCCAGGACCAAACCCAGGAAUCUGCCCUCGUGCUGGAAGACACCAUGAGUGCAGACGUGGAGCUGACGGAUCUGAGUCUGUCAAAUGUAAUCAUGUGUGAUGAAGCACCUGCUGCAGGCACAUCACAGCCAGCAGGAGGCGCUGCAGAAACGUUUUGUGAUUCAGUUCAAUUCAGAGACGUUUGUGAAGAAAUGACCUCUGCUCCGGGCUCCGACCUGAGGAAGGAUAUUCCGCUCUUCCAUAGGAUUAUGGACGCGGCCGGUCAGAAGGGGAUCCUGGAGCAGUCGGAGAUAACACUGAUGAGUCUGACAGACGAAGACACAACCAUCACUGAGGAAGAGGGAGAUGGUGAAGAGAACAAUCCAGAUGAGGAAGGACAGAAAAGCAAAGAGACAGAGGGGGCAGCAUCCACGUUACCUGAGGACGGAGCUCAAACUCAUCCAGAGACGCUCCUGGACGCUCACUGGGGUCCGAGCCGACGCCUGCAGGACGUGAACGAGCAGAAGCGCAGGGCUCUGAUCCAGAGAUCCUCUCGCCGGGUGGAAGGCAUCAAGGCCAGAGUGGCUCUGAACAGGAAUCGAGCUGAAGCUGAAGCCAGGGAAGAGGAAACCGAACUUCGACUUCCAACUGACGAGUCAAAGGCCGGAGAGAGUGAAACGUCUGGUUUCAUCCAGCAGAGCAAGUGUCCGCCUCCACCUCCAGCGAGCGCCUCCGUGCUGAAAGAGGUGAAGAUCUACGGCCCAGAGCAAAGGAAGCGGGACGUUUGUGAGAUGUACCAGAGAACUCAGAGACUGUUCCAUCAGCUGGAGGAGGUGAAGCAGCAGAAAACCAUCCGGAGCCGACAGGAAGCGUCCGCACAAAAUCGACUGAAGGCCAAAGAAUUCCACAAGAAAACUUUAGAGAAGCUUCGAGCCAAGCAGACGCAUCCGUGACUCCAUG